Molecule: messenger RNA, 3578 nt
Organism: Schizophyllum commune H4-8
Lineage: Eukaryota; Fungi; Basidiomycota; Agaricomycetes; Agaricales; Schizophyllaceae
Exons: 13
Coding region: 173-3430 (1085 amino acids)
Molecular function (GO): ATP binding; ATP hydrolysis activity
Source: RefSeq, a predicted model, not a curated record
UGCAGCUUGCUUCUGCCCAUCGCGGCACACGUCGACCGCGCACCAAAAAGUCCUCCCGCUCCUCGCCGGCGACGACAUAGACCACUUAAGGGAUUCUCGUAAUCUAUCUCGCUCUCUCUGUGUAUCCUGCAUCUCGUCCGCAUUACUUCGGCACUGUAUCAUUUCCCCAUAGAUGUCUCCUGUAGCAACGACCGCCAUGUCCGAUUCUCCGUUCGCCGCACACCUGGAAGCCCUUAAGACUGCACCUACACAGCCUGAUGCCAAGGCUGCUUCAGAUAAACUAGCGAAGGAAGUACAGACUCAUGGAAUAGAGAGCCUGGAGGACCAACAAGUCCUGAAAACCCUCCUCGGAUUCGCCACCAACAAGAAAUCUGGCUAUGAGCGCGAGUCGGGCGCAAUCGCUUUCCAAUCAUUGGCUCAUGUCCUCGGCGCUCCUGCGAUACCCCUUCUGCUACCUUGCCUACCUGCUCUGUAUGAUCUUUACAUGGAUAAGGGCGAUGUCGUCCGUACUGCUGCGACUACCGCUGUCAAGGCGAUCGUCAAGCUUGUCCCCCCCGAGGCCACGCGCAUACUAUUCCGCACCCUAGAACCCAUCCUCGAUUCAGGAAAAUGGCGCACGAAAGUUGGCGUCCUGGAUACGAUGAGGACAUGGGUCGGCCCCAAUACCAGGACCUUUGUCGCGAAUAUCCUUGGCGACACGAUCCCCAAGGUUGAGGCAGCAAUGCACGACACGAAGUCUGAGGUCUCUACUGCCGCCAACAAGUGCGCGAACGCCCUCUGCACUACUCUCGCGAACGACGAUCUCGCACCGCAUAUUCCUGCUCUGGUCAAAUGUAUGGCCAACCCCGACUCGGUGCCCGCGGUUAUCAAGUCCCUCUCCAACACGACAUUCGUCGCGGAAGUCACGGCUCCGGCUCUUGCUGUUCUCGUCCCUCUACUCCUGCGCGCACUCAACGACAGGAGCAUGGAGGUCCAGCGCCGUACCGUGGUCGUUAUCGACAACCUCGUCAAGCUCGUUCGCGACCCGAACGUGGCCGCAAUCUACUUGAGCCCUCUCGUCGAGGGUGUUGAGAAGAUCGCCAAGGGCGCGGCUUUCCCUGAGGUUCGCGCCUUCGGUGAAGCUGCCCUUCAAACCCUCAUCAAGUCUGGCGCGUCGUCGUCCGGCCCCCCACCCGUUCGUCGCGAUCUAGAGGCCGAGACGCGCGAGGUGUUCGCUGCCCUCGUCAACCUGCUCCCUUCCGAGCUGGUCAUCGCCUCGGCCCAGUCGCCCAACGGGCCCCAUACCCCUCGCCACCCGCUGCUCACCCGGUCCCUCGAGUUCCAGGCCGAACUCGUCGCCGAUCUCGUCUACAACCGCAUCUUCUCGGAAACCGAGAACUGGCAGCGCUGCGUCGGCGUCUACAUUUCCGCCUGGCUGGACGUCAAGGGCGGCAAGCAGUACGCUGAGAGCGUCAGGCAGCACUUCCAUGCGAUUGACCAGGCGAAGUACGCCCCCGCUGCGGUGGAGGACGACGAGGAGGGCGAGCUGUUGUGCGAUACUCAGUUCUCGUUGGCGUAUGGUGCUUUGCUCCUGCUCUCGCACACGAAGCUGCGCCUCUUCCGCGGGCGUCGCUAUGGUAUCCUCGGUACCAACGGGUCCGGCAAGUCGACGCUCAUGCGCCAACUGCGCGACGGCAAGGUCGAGAACUUCCCGCCGCAGGACCAGCUCCGCUGCGUGAUGGUCGAGCACGCGUUGCAGGGAGAGGACACGUCGUUGUCCAUUCUGGACUUCGUGGCGUCGGACAAGCAGCUUGCUGACGUGCCCCGCGAGAAGAUCAGGCAGCAGUUGCUCGAGGUCGGCUUUGACGAUGCGCGCCAGGCGGAUAUGGUAGCCGGCUUGUCUGGUGGUUGGAAGAUGAAGCUCGAACUCGCUCGUGCCAUGCUCUACAACGCUGACCUGCUGCUUCUUGACGAGCCUACUAACCAUUUGGAUCAAGCCUCCGUCAAGUGGUUGGAACAGUAUCUUAUUGCUCACAACAAUGUUACCUGCUUGAUCAUCAGUCACGACUCUGGGUUCCUCGACAAUGUCACUACUGACAUUAUCCACUACGAGUCCAAGAAGCUCGUCUACUACAAGGGCAACCUGUCCAAGUUCGUCUCCGAGCAUCCUGAAGCGAAGUCGUACUACACCCUUGCCGCCACUUCCGUCAAAUUCGCCUUCCCCCCACCUGGGUCUCUCAUGGGCGUGCGCAGUAACACCCGCGCGAUCCUGAAGAUGACGAACUGCACAUUCACCUACCCGGGCCGCUCAACGCCCAGCUUGUUCAAUGUCAGUUGCGCGCUGUCGCUGUCAAGCCGCGUCGGCGUCAUCGGGCCCAACGGAGCGGGCAAGUCCACCCUCAUCAAGCUCCUGACCGGCGAGACGGUGCCUCAGGAAGGCACGGUGUAUAAGCACCCGGCGCUGCGUGUGGGGUAUGUGGCGCAGCACGCCACGCACCAUAUCGAGCGGCACUUGGAGAAGACGCCUGUGCAGUACAUCCAGUGGCGCUUCCAGGAUGGUCACGAUCGCGAAUUGUUGGAGAAGGCUACCCGCGUCUUGACGGACGAGGAGAAGGCGCUGCUUGACCAGGAAUGGGUUGGGCGGGAUGGCUCUCGCCGGAAGCUUGAGAUGAUCAUGGGUCGUCAAAAGCUCAAGAAGACCUUCCAGUACGAGGUCAAGUGGAAGGGACUCGAUCAUCGCUUCAACACCUGGGUCCCGCGCGACACGCUUAUGGAGAAGGGCUACCAGAAGUUCGUGCAACAGUUCGACGAUAUGGAGUCCUCCCGCGAGGGUGCCGGUACCCGCGACACGUCCGCGCAUCUCGUCCGCCAGCACCUCGAGCAGGUCGGCCUCGACGGCGAUAUCGCGCAGUACAACGAGAUCGCGGGUCUGUCUGGUGGUCAGAAGAUCAAGCUUGUCAUCGCGGCUUGCCUGUGGAAUAACCCGCAGGUCUGCAUUCUUGACGAACCGAGUAACUUCUUGGACCGUGAGGCCCUUGGCGGUCUUGCUGUCGCCAUUCGCGACUGGGCUGGCGCUGUGGUUAUCAUCUCGCAUAACCACGAGUUUGUCUCUGCUCUUUGCCCGGAGACAUGGUACGUCGACGGCGGUCGCAUGACGCACAAGGGCAAGGGCGCGACGGUUGACGACGCUUUCUUGGAGACCAAGUCACCGAAGGGCAGCGGCGCCAACACGCCCGCCCGCUCGCGUCUGCAGACCCCGGCUGGGUCUGCUGCGGCAACGCCUGCUGGUAGUGGAGCUGAAGACGGCAAAGCGAGCCCCAGCGGCGUGCCCAAGAAGAAGAAAAAGAUGACCAGAAACCAGCAGAAGGCGCAGGAGGAGCGGCGAAGGUUGCGGAAGUUGGCCUGGCUUACACAUGGUGGGCCGAAGCCCGAGGAUACGGAUAGUGAUUAGAGGGUAUACUAUAGGUUCUGCGUCUCGUUUCUGGUCUUCCUUAUGUAUCUAACUUAAUGUUUACAUUGGCCUUUCUAUGUUUGACUGCAGUUCAUGCACGCUUAUGCCCAUGUCGAGCACCGUGGUCGAGCUGAACUUAGAGAUCGGG